This is a messenger RNA of Guyanagaster necrorhizus, 696 nucleotides long. RefSeq lists its product as uncharacterized. Bases 1 to 696 code for a protein of 231 amino acids. The record is from RefSeq and is a predicted model, not a curated record. The transcript has 2 exons. NCBI's taxonomy places the organism in Eukaryota, Fungi, Basidiomycota, Agaricomycetes, Agaricales, Physalacriaceae.
AUGACAGAGUACGACUAUUCCCCAGAGGCUGUACAAGCCUACCAUGCAAAGCUGCAGGGUGUACGGCGAUGGGUGGACAAGACCAACGAAAGCGAUCUCACCAAUCCCUUCACCAGCGUGCCUACCAUUGCUGGAUCCGUCGCAGGCGACGUUCCGCGGAGCCGUAGCAAGCAUCGGAGCAAGAGGACGUCGUCGAGACAUCGCUCCAAGUCGAGGACGCCUGUCCCAGCGGCCAAGGCCACUAACUCCAAGGCCACUAACUAUCCUUAUGCCACCCACUAUUACCACUCGCAGUACGCACUGCCGAGCUAUCUCGCUCACUACGUCGCGGAAAUGCCACCGCAUGUACCUUUUGCGCCACCUUUCGUCUCAGCGGCCCAGUAUAUUCCAAAUCAGAGCUACACCCGACCCGUCAUUCCUGCAGUGUACGGCCAAGGACAUGCCGCUCCUCCUCAGCGGUCCGCAUCUCGUAAACAAUGCCAAUACUCGCCAGCGUCACCUCCACCUCCACCACUACGAUCUCCUCCCAAGACUCCGAGUCCCCCAGCUAGCUAUGCAUUGACUCCCAAAAGGAACGCCCUCUGUCGAUUUUUGGACAAGAUCACAGGUGGUGCGAGGAAGACUUCGAGCCGGCCCAACUCUCCUGCUUCAGACGCGAAGAAGCGGCACCACCGUGAGAGGCGAAAUAGCUUCUAG